AUGGAUCAACAUCUUCAAUUGCUGAGACAGUUCGUCAACCUUGUGAGGUCGAACACGGAUAUCUUGCACGACCCGAAGUUUGGAUUCUUCCGUGAAUUCAUGGAAGAAUUUGGUGCUAAAAUCCCACCGAAGAAAAAGGACACAGGUAGCCACGCGCAACCGGAAGGUCAGGCGAAAGAGCGCGAACCUGAGCCCAUGGACGUAGAGGAAGAACCACCAAUUCCAUAUCCAUCGGACAUUGAUAACACUGGCGUCAUAGAAGCGGACGAUAACUCGGAUCCACUUCCUAUGGGUGACCCGAAUAAGGAGGCGUCGGACGACGACAUUGAGAAAGCAAACGAGGCAAGGGACAAAGCAAUGGCUGCUUUCUCUGAAGGAAACAUGGACGACGCGCUGAAAUAUUUCACAGAAGCCAUCGAGUUGAAUCCUGGAUUGGCCAUAUUACAUGCCAAGAGAGCAAAUGUUCUCCUCAAACUCAAACGUCCAAUGGCGGCCAUUGCCGACUGUAACAAAGCAAUUUCCAUUAAUGCUGACUCUGCUCAGGGAUAUAAGUUCAGAGGGAGAGCCUACAGACUGCUUGGAAAAUGGGUCGAAGCUCACGCCGAUCUCGCAACCGCAUGCAAACUGGACUACGAUGACGUAGCUAAUGAAUGGCUCAAGGAAGUAGAGCCGAAUGUGAGUCUUUCUCUUUCCACUAUUUUUUAA
Messenger RNA from Haemonchus placei, 705 nucleotides. NCBI's taxonomy places the organism in Eukaryota, Metazoa, Nematoda, Chromadorea, Rhabditida, Trichostrongylidae. The record is from the annotation of a GenBank genome assembly.